This is a messenger RNA of Echinococcus granulosus, 1242 nucleotides long. RefSeq lists its product as hypothetical. NCBI's taxonomy places the organism in Eukaryota, Metazoa, Platyhelminthes, Cestoda, Cyclophyllidea, Taeniidae. The transcript has 6 exons. Bases 1 to 1242 code for a protein of 413 amino acids. The record is from RefSeq and is a predicted model, not a curated record.
AUGCGAACAUUCCAUUGUAUAGCAUAUGCUUUCAUCAUUCUUGUAGUUACCAAACCACAACUCUGUUGCAAAAACCCACAUAUGAUAUAUCAUGCUUUAAGAUUAUACCUAUUUGGUAAUGCUAAGCAGCAACAAAGAUUUGAGGAUGAUGAUUUAAUUACACUGAACUCAGCUUCUUCGUUGCAGCACUGUCAUGCUUCGGUGGAAAACUGUUGCAAUGUUGAUGCGGAAAAUAUCUACCUGGCUUAUAAAUUCGCAGAUGAUAUAAGCGCCGUGUCAAAGAUUGGAUAUAUAAGAAGCCAGCUUGAUUCAUUUUUUCCUGUUUUUAUAAAACCCUUUAUUCAAUCUCUUGAAAUAUAUUUAAGUGACCUAUUCACAAGCGGUAUCCAGAGUCAACUUCCACCUCACCAGAUAGCUACUUCAGUUUCAAAACUAUACUCUUCAAUUCUCUCAAUGAUAAGUAUGCCCGAACGAAAGAAUUUCUUUCAGGCUUCAAUGAAGAACGUAUUGCUAGAGCUGAAACUCAUUUCGGCAACUCGCCUAACUAAGCUUAAUCCAGAACUACAAUAUUGCCUGAGCAAUGAUGCAGAAAUUUUAAAUUUACUGGAAAUUGUAAAGCUGGAUGCAGUUGAUGUCUCGGCUUAUAAAAUUCAAGAUGAUUUGGAAAAUAAUCUUGUUAAAUAUUUAGAUCAUUUCUCGUUCUUCAUUGAACAGCAGAAGCUGUCGGAGUCCUGCGCUGCUGGUUUUGAACAACUCUUUUUCUGCCGUCUUUGUCAAAGCCAAAAUACCUCAGCGCAAAGCUACAACCAGGAAGUGCCUCAGGUCAUCAACCUCAUCGGUUCACCUUGCCCCUACAGGUGCUUGAAUGUAAUUCGGGGAUGCUAUGCAAGCCUAACAGGCAUUCAACCUCAGCUCUCCCAGUUGAGCAAAGACUUUAUCGACCUGAGUCGUCUGCUAGCUCAAAUUACCUCCAAACAAUCGGACACCGGCGGUGCAUUUCUCCACAACCACUUUCUCGAUGAGAUGCAUGCAUGGAGUAGGAAGCUUGAAAGUCUACCCUCUACCCAAUGGGCUUCUAUCCGCAAAAAGGCAAUUAUUCUGCCUUUUAAUCCACCAUUCGCGGCAGACUUUUUACCACCUAAAAUCAGGCACCUAUUCGACUUCCCCUCUCCAGCUGUCUUGACGGAUCACCUUUUUUCUCAAUUAAAGGGCCAUUUUCUGCCUCUUAUGCCUAUUCAUUAA